UUCACAGUUACCUCAGAAUAGAAAUCAAUCAGAAAUGGAUCCUGUUGAACAUCUGAGACUGAAAGUCCAUAACCUUGAGGAAAAAAAUUUGGAAUUAAACAAUCAACACAAUCAAGAGGUCUCUCACUGUGAAAAAGAAGUAAUGAAUUUAAGGUCGGAACUCGAGAAAGGAGAGGUUCUUCGCCGAGAUCUUCAGAGUGAGAUGUCGUUAGCUAGAAAGAUGUCUGAAAUACAGCUGUAUUCUGCAGAGGACAAGCUAUCUGAUGUAAAAAGCAAACUUUUGGAACUGCAAGCACUCAAUGACAAAUACCAGCAGAAAGAAGCAGAGACUGCGGAAAUGAUUCAAAGUUCUCAGUGGCAGUGGCAAGAGGAACAGCGAAGAUUUGCAGUGGAUAGAGAUAACAUCCUCAGAGAAUACCUCGGUAGAAUGGAAUUCCUUAUUAAAGAAAAAGCUGAAAGAGAAAGGGCUUGUAAGGAGACAAAUGCUGCCCUGAACAGCAUUGCCAGGAAGUUGAGGGAUAUGGAGGCAGAACAGGAUGCCUGCAGCAAGAUUGUGAAGCUCCAGGCCAAGUGUCUGGAUUUCAAGAAUACACGACAGGAGUAUCUCAUCAAAGAACUGGAGGCAGAGACAGUGAAAAUAAAGAAACUGGAGGAAGAUGCUGCAGCAGCAAGAUUAGCACAUAUGCAAUGUAAAUCUGCUACAGAAAUCAUGCAGUUGAGAAUUCAAGAACUUGAAGGCGCUUUGAAUGAAGAGCAACGCGGCAGGAGAGAAGCUUUUUCAGGGGUAUCAAGAAAAGAUUUCAGAGAGUCAGAAAAUGCACAUGAGAGAGGAAAAAAAGUGUAA
Zonotrichia albicollis (white-throated sparrow) is the source of this 844-nucleotide messenger RNA. The record is from RefSeq and is a predicted model, not a curated record. Lineage: Eukaryota; Metazoa; Chordata; Aves; Passeriformes; Passerellidae.